Messenger RNA from Pelobates fuscus (common spadefoot toad), 1997 nucleotides. It is a transcript of the gene GFRA2, whose product is annotated as GDNF family receptor alpha 2. Lineage: Eukaryota; Metazoa; Chordata; Amphibia; Anura; Pelobatidae. The coding region runs from base 427 to 1794 and encodes 455 amino acids. The record is from RefSeq and is a predicted model, not a curated record. The transcript has 9 exons. Gene Ontology annotation, biological process: nervous system development. Gene Ontology annotation, cellular component: external side of plasma membrane; signaling receptor complex. Gene Ontology annotation, molecular function: glial cell-derived neurotrophic factor receptor activity.
CUCCAUCCCACCAUCCUUCUAUCCCUCUCAUUCACUUAACAUCAUCCCCUUGCAAUUCUGUGUCUGGCAUCUCUGCUCUGUCCCUGCAUCCCUCUGACUCCUGUCACAUCCUUAUCUCGGCUCCCUCACCCCACCCCUCUUCCAUCUGACCCCCUCUCCUCACUCCCCUCAAUCAGACUUCCUCUCCCUAACAAACUCCUUCUCUCUUUCGCCAGUCCCCCUCUCUCUUCUUCCACAAGCUAAUUCUUUAUGCUCAGCAUCUUGCUCCUGGAUUUGACUGCCAUCAGCUGUUUUCCCAUCUGAAGGAUGUUUGAAAGAGAACCCAGCACACACACAGGGGCAGUUACAGUGUGAUUUGAGGGAGCUGGAGGAAGAUUAGGGUUUAGAAUCAGGAUAGCAGAGAAGUGGUCUGAAUAUAUUGGAAACAUGCAUCUCGUCCAUCACUUUCACUGUAGCCUGCUUUUCCUAGCUCAGACCACUCUUUCACUUUCUGGGUCAACUUCCCUAUCAUGGCCUGUGCAAACUGACUGUGUCCAAGCCAAUGAGCAGUGUAAUACAGACCAGUCCUGCAGUUCCCGAUACCGCAAACUACGCCAGUGUCUUGGAGGAAGAGACAGGGAUGUUCUGCUUUCCAGCCAGGAGUGUAAGACUGCCCAGGAGGUUGUCCGAGAUAGUGCCCUCCAUCUCUGUCGCUGUCACAGGGGCAUGAAGAAAGAGCUGCAAUGUCUUCAAGUAUACUGGGGAAUCCGUGCUGGCUUGGCUGAUGGAGAUGAAUUUUAUGAGGCGUCACCAUAUGAACCAGUUGCCCCACGCCUAUCUGACAUCUUCCGUCUGGCAUCAAUCAACUCUGGUGCUGAUCCAGUCUCGUCCAAGCAUAAUGCCUGUCUGGAUGCUGCCAAGUACUGCAAUGUGAAUGAUAUCUGCAAGCGGCUGCGCUCAGCCUACAUCUCUACCUGCACUGCAGGAGCAGGAGACAAGACAUGCAAUCGCCGCAAGUGCCAAAAAGCCUUGCGUACCUUCAUUGAGCGUGUUCCUUUGGAUCUUUCAUAUCCCCUGCUAUUCUGUCCCUGCCGGGACAAGCCCUGUGCAGAGCGACGGCGCCAGACUGCUGUGCCUGACUGCUCGUUUAUGCGUUCAGAGAUCCCUAACUGUCUAGAGAUUUGGGCAGGCUGUCGACAGGACACAGUGUGCAGGUCCAGGUUGGCAGACUUUGUUACCAGCUGUCAAAGUUCAUCUCAGUCUGCAAGUGGUUGUGUUCAGGAUAAUUACCCUGCCUGUCUGGGGGCAUAUGCAGGGCUUAUAGGAUUUGAUGUAGCCUUGAACUUUAUGGACUCUGACCCACAUUCACUGGCAGUGGGGCCCUGGUGUACCUGUAAUGGGAGUGGAGAUGAGGAGGCUGUAUGUGAACGAUACCUCAAUACGUUUACUCAAAACACCUGUCUGAAGAAAGCUAUUUAUGCCUUUGGGAAUGGCUCUGAAAUUGGACACACACCAAGCGCACCCAAAACUCCUCAUACAACCAUCUCACCCCGAACUGAGAGAAGACUUCUCCCCGACAAUCAGAGUGACAGCAAUAUCCAGUAUGAGGGUAACACAGGCAUCUGCACUUCUCUACAGGACAUAAAGAAUACCAGCCUGUCAGAUCUGGCAAUCUGUGUCUCAGAGUCUCAGCUCAACACAGACGUAGCACCUGACUUGAAGACAGAUGAGGAACAUUCUGGAAUACCUCACCUUCGACCUUCGAUUCUAUACACUAUUCUUACAGUUCUCUAUGCCAUAGGGCUCUUUCCGUGAUAUAUGUAUUAUAAUCUCCUCACCCCUUUUAAGAUGAGAUGGACUGAUUCCCUAAAAGCAUUGUAAAUAAAAUUCCCAAACUCAAGGGGAUGGGGAUGAAUAAGGGCAGUAAUGUGGGAUCGCACUUAUCUGCCAACCCUAAUGUGAAACAGGGGGAUGUUUGGCAAUCAAGCUGACAAGAUGUAAUAAACUAUGUAAGACUA